GAGGAGGAAUAAGCCGUGAGUCGCAUAAACUUUCAAAAGACUUCCGAUAAAUCCAGGCAUCGCGCAGCUCGCGCAUCGGAACAGAUGGAUAAUGGAGACUGGGGAUAUAUAAUGACUGAGCCGAUCACUCUGAAUGUGGGUGGCCAUUUGUACACGACGUCGCUCACCACGCUCACGAGGUACCCCGACUCGAUGCUGGGGGCCAUGUUCCGGGGCGGCUUCCCCACUGCCAGGGACUCCCAGGGCAACUAUUUCAUUGACCGGGACGGGCCGCUUUUCCGGUACGUCCUCAACUUCUUACGGACGUCAGAGCUGACUCUGCCUCUGGACUUCAAGGAAUUCGACCUGCUUCGUAAAGAAGCGGACUUCUACCAGAUCGAACCCUUGAUACAGUGUCUUAACGAGCCCAAACCUCUGUAUCCCGUGGAUACCUUUGAGGAAGUGGUGGAGCUUUCCAGCACUCGCAAGCUCUCGAAAUAUUCCAACCCGGUGGCGGUGAUCAUAACGCAGCUAACCAUCACGACCAAAGUCCACUCGUUGCUGGAAGGCAUCUCUAACUAUUUCACCAAGUGGAACAAGCACAUGAUGGACACGAGGGACUGCCAAGUUUCUUUCACGUUUGGCCCAUGCGAUUACCACCAGGAAGUCUCCCUCAGGGUCCACCUGAUGGAGUACAUCACGAAGCAAGGCUUCACCAUCCGAAACACGAGGGUCCACCACAUGAGCGAACGAGCCAAUGAAAACACGGUGGAACACAACUGGACUUUCUGUAGACUGGCGCAGAAAACGGACGACUGAUUUCACCCUUUCUUUCCCCGUUUCUGUUCGUUUACUGUCCAAAAGCUAUGUAGCAGCUUCUCAGAACAAGGUAUUAG
Molecule: messenger RNA, 875 nt
Organism: Lacerta agilis (Sand lizard)
Lineage: Eukaryota; Metazoa; Chordata; Lepidosauria; Squamata; Lacertidae
Gene: KCTD6
Product: potassium channel tetramerization domain containing 6
Exons: 2
Coding region: 85-798 (237 amino acids)
Biological process (GO): protein homooligomerization
Molecular function (GO): protein binding
Source: RefSeq, a predicted model, not a curated record